Molecule: messenger RNA, 2687 nt
Organism: Grus americana (Whooping crane)
Lineage: Eukaryota; Metazoa; Chordata; Aves; Gruiformes; Gruidae
Gene: PINK1
Product: PTEN induced kinase 1
Exons: 8
Coding region: 49-1743 (564 amino acids)
Biological process (GO): protein phosphorylation; autophagy of mitochondrion; regulation of apoptotic process
Cellular component (GO): mitochondrion
Molecular function (GO): ATP binding; protein serine/threonine kinase activity
Source: RefSeq, a predicted model, not a curated record
CCGCCCCCUGAGCCGCAGCGGCCCCGUCGCGCUGAGGCGGUUGCGGCCAUGGCGGUGCGGCUGCUGCUGGCCCGGGCCCUGCGCCUGCUGCCGCGCUGCCGCCCGCCCCGCGCCCCCCGGCCCGAGCCCCGGCCCGAGCCCCGGCCCGACCCGCCGGCCUCUCCGUGGCGGCCGUGGCUGUCCUGGCUGCCGGCCGCCCGCCGCCUCUUCCUGCGCGGGCCGGCCUGCGGGCUGGCGUCCGUGGUUCGGCGGGGCCGCGGCGGGGCCUGCUUGGCGCUGGCCGUGGCGCUGGGGCUGGUGGAGCCGCGCCUGGAGGAGCAGCGACGGGCCGAGGCCGCGUGCCGCCACAUCCAGACGGUGUUUGUCGGAAAGAACAAGCCACAGAAAGAUCCCCUGAGCUCGUUCCGUUGGCAGGGCUUCAAGCUGGAAGAGUAUCUCAUUGGCCAACCCAUCGGGAAGGGCUGCAGCGCUGCUGUGUACGAAGCAGCUAUUCCUUUCUCUCACGAUCGUCGGGGGUGUGCGGAAAGCAGCCGUCUCGCAGGGCAGGAGCCAGCCGUGCAGCGGGAUCGUGGCUCGGCUUCACAGGCAGCUGAAGAGGAGCCCGUAGAGAAACACCAACCAAAAGAGGGUUUCCCAUUAGCUAUCAAAAUGAUGUGGAACAUUUCGGCUGGUUCGUCAAGUGAAGCCAUCCUUGAUGCUAUGGGCCGAGAGCUUGUUCCAGCCACAAGACUUGCCUUGGCUGGAGAAUACGGAGCCGUCUCUGGCCGCAGAAAGCCUGUCUUUGGGAGGAAGAAGUUGCAGCCUCAUCCGAAUAUAAUCCAGGUGAUCCGAGCGUUCACAUCCUCUGUCCCUUUGCUGCCCGGAGCCUUCGCAGACUAUCCUGAUGUUCUUCCAUUAAGCCUGAAUCCCAGAGGGAUCGGUCACAGCCGCACGCUCUUCUUGGUGAUGAAGAAUUAUCCGUGCACCCUGCGCCAGUAUCUGAGGGAGAGCAGUCCGGAUGUUUGUCUCUCCACAAUGAUGAUUUUACAGCUCUUGGAAGGCGUGGACCAUCUCGUUCGACAUGGAAUAGCACACAGAGACCUGAAGUCUGACAACAUCCUGGUUGAAUUUGAUUCUGCUGGCUGCCCCUGGCUGGUGAUCACGGACUUCGGUUGCUGUUUGGCAGAUGAAAACAUCGGCUUGAGACUGCCUUUCACCAGCUCUUACGUGGAUCGGGGCGGCAACGGCUGUCUGAUGGCACCCGAGGUGAUCACGGCAUCGCCUGGUCCGGGCACAGUGAUCAACUACAGUAAAGCUGACGCUUGGGCUGUCGGAGCAAUCGCCUACGAAAUUCUUGGCCUGGCCAAUCCUUUCUACGGCCACGGGGACUCGACUCUGGAAAGCAGAAGUUACCGUGAAGACCAGCUGCCAAGCCUGCCUGAUCAUGUGCCCCUUGAGGUGAAACAAGUGAUAAAAAUGCUACUUCAGAGGGAUCCCAACAAGAGAUUGUCUGCUAGAGUUGCCGCUAACGUGCUUCACCUAAGCCUCUGGGGUGAAAGCGUUCUAGCGUCCAAGACCCUGAAACCCGACCAGAUGAUUGCCUGGCUUCUCUGCCAGUCUGCGGCCGCUUUGCUCAUGGACAGACUGGUGGAUAAAAGCCGGGUAGAAACCAAAAUGAAGAUGUGCUUUUUGGCAAACCUUGAGUAUGAAGACCUCUGGACAGCAAUAUUCCUGUUGCUGGCCUGGAGGAGCCGGUCUGGGUGAAGAGUACCGUGUGGGACAUGGCCGUGCGAUAGAUAAACAGCAUUUCUAAAGGCGUUCUUCUGUCUGCCUGGAGUCCUGUAGUGCUUUAGGGAACAAAACUGCAGGCCUGUAUUUAAGAAGUUGAGUUUAUCUCUAGCAAGCAUUAGUCCACUCUGCUUUUCUCUCCGUGCUAGAGGAAAUGCCCUUGCUUCGUUACUCUCUCGGUGAGGGUUUGGGGACCUUGCAGGUGUCCUGAGGUACGUGGUUGGUUUUGCUUAUGUUUGGGAAUUCUUAAUUGACUUCUAAGUCGUGUGUUGAAUGAAGCAAGUUCCUUUUCAGAAGAGGGGUGUGUGGGAGGAGGCCCUGUCUGGCUGCACUUUGCACAGAAGCAUCACGGAUUUAAACAAUUCACCAAGAAAGCUGAGCUGACAAAGGGCCGUGCCAUCUUUCAAUUCUUAGGGAAACCGGCAGCGGUCUUACGAUGAUAUUCCUCUGCAGCCGCAGACGGAUCUUGCUAUAAAAUGACACCUCCUAGUGAGGUGCUGCCUGGCGAGGUGAGUGUCAGGAGCUGCUCGCUUCUUAUAACGCACCGCUACAUACCUAGCUGGUCGUACGCCAAAUAGCGCGAAUACGACGAACCCCAAACCCACUUACUUUGAUUUUUUGACCAUUGUAUUUGUGCAGCGACUGCAGCCGCGGGGUCCAAGGCCAAGUCAAACCGUGGCUGGUUAGAGAUAAUACUGCGAACGAAACCGGGCUGAGCGGCAGUGCCUGCUGAAAGGGUUGAGUGCAAUGCUCUUCUGGUUUACCUACCUGUUUUUUAUGUUGAACCAUUAAUCCUUUGGUCAGGAAGGACAGGUCGUAUUUAUGAAAACAUAAUUCGAUUUUAUGUCUGUAAAUGUUUAGAGGAACUCGGGGAGGAAGUUACUUCUGCUUGUUGCACAAUAAAUUGCAGAUUAAGCUCU